AAGCUCUAGAAAUCUCAGAAAAAAAAAUGGACGGCGAUUUGGAAAUCUCCCUCGAUAAGCUUCCCAUCAAACGAUUGGAGGUCAUCGAAGAAAAUGGCGCCGAACGCUUCCCCUCGUGAGCGCUCUCUCUCUCCGUGGUUUAGUGACGUCGAUUACGAUGACAAGAGAGUAUCGUUGAUUCGGAGAAUAGACUUCGCCUGGGCCGUGGAAGAGGAAGACGAUGAGAAGAAGAAGAAACAGAAGAAGAGCUCCAAGGAGAGCUCUGGGCAACAAUGGCAGGGUAUGGUCGAGAAUUUGCGGUUGGCUCAUCAGGAGCUCUCUGUCGUCAUAGACCUUAUCAAUACUGUUGAAGCAAAUGAUGUAGCCACAGUAGCUGGUAUGACCAGACCUAAGCUUUUGCCAAAUGAGUCCCUCUCAGAUCUCGCUGUUUCUACAGCUACCAAGCUACAAGCCUAUCGGCAACUGGGAAAAUACUUUAAGCAAUCAGCACAAGCGCUGGAGCAUCAAAUCAACCGCGAAGCAAGGUUUUAUGGUGCUCUAAUCAGAUUGCAGCGGAACUGGAAGGUCAAGCGACAGCGUGUGGUAGCUUCAAGUCCCAGCAACGAGGGAUUUGUCAUCGAUCUUUCCGACAUUUCACUAUGUAAUUCAGCUUCUGCACUUCGCCAGUCUUCUCUCUCUACCAUUCGUGUUGACCAUGAUUCGGCCGGUAUGCUUUCCAUUAAUCUACCCCGAGAUUCAUGCCUCUCUCUUCAGUUUGGUUUUGUUGGAAUUUGCUCUACCGAAAACACAAAGGUGUCUAGCAAGCAGACAGACUCCACUUCGUCUGAGGAUAAUGUCUCGGGUGCAUCGGAUAAUCAGCCUGCAGGUGACGAUGAAUCUGUGAAAGGCUCUCAUUUCCUUCUGAGGGAGGUUCAUAAAUCAAUAUUUGCCGAGCAGUUGUUUGACAUGGUAAACCGUGAAGCUUUCAAUGAGGCUGUGGGAUUCAACAUCAGUGGAAUACGAGAAAAUUAUUUGCAGAUGAGCAUAGGUCAGGGAGCUUCCUUGUUCAUAUCACUUUGCCCAUCUGGGAAAAACGUCAUCCCCGAGAAGUCGGAGUCCACAGACUUAUCUAUCGACCCGUCUGAUGGAAUGGGACGAGCUGAAGAAAAAGAAGGAAACAAUCUCUUGAAGAAGUUAGGUUUCCCGAAUCGUGCCAGUUGUGAAAUAUAUUUGCAACAGAUCUUCCAUGGACAUGCUUUCGGAAAAGCUAAGGAUCAACCUAAAGCAAAAAGUACCAGAGCUCCCAAUCAAACUGGAAAGGACACCUCUGGACUUCUCGACCAUUUUUGCUUGUCCCUGGCGCAUAGAAUCUUCUCGAACAGAAUUCUCGUACAGCUCGAAAGCGUGGUUUGUAUGGUUCCAUAUCUUCAUUUAACGUCUCACCCGACAUGGAAUUCUCGGACAUCUUCAUGGACGGUCUUCAUGAAUGUUCCUCCAUCGAUCAUCCCCUUGAGAAGCUCAGAGACUGAGCUCAAUGGUAAAAGGAACAUCAAAUCACAGUUCCGUACAAAGGUGGUGGUAAUUGAUGAGAGCAUUACCAUCGAAGGGGAAUGCGCACCGAAUGUUGUGGGUUUGCCCAAAGGGAGUUCCUGCAAUCUGUUCUCCAUGAACAAGUAUGACUGCGACUUGGCAGAUCUUCCAUUGACAAUUCUCCAACAGGUAGCGAGCCAAAUUCUCUGUUGGCUGCUCGAGGAAGCACGGACUGUGGGCGUAAAUGCAAGCCUAGACUUCUUGUCGCUCUCGUUUGAGAUAGGAGAAGCGGAGAGAGUGAGCCUCGUAGCCCGAGUAGACCCUGAGGACCCUAAAGGAUGCAUCUCAUGGUGGUUGGUGACGGAGAAUGGUGCGGCCGAGGAGAAGAAUUUCCGCCCCGACGCGUCCAACGAGACACCCGAAACUCGAAAAUCCUUGGGUUAUCUGUCACUUGAUGUGUUAUACUCCGCUCUCAUGGAUUUGAUCAGCUUAUGCGGUGCCUGUGGUGGUCGGGACAUCUGAACAGGUAAAAGACAAGACAAGUCUUAAAGUCAGUCUUGUGUUUAGUUUCAGUUCAUGUUUAAGACACAUUUUUGCAUCUCCGAAAGGGUUGGUUCACUUAGUUUAGGUUCUGGUCUAUGAACUGUGAAUUAUGGACAUAAAUAGUAUUUAGUAUUUUAGAGGGCACUUGCUAUAUGGUGAAAUUGGUCGGAUCUUUAAUUA
This is a messenger RNA of Tarenaya hassleriana, 2232 nucleotides long. RefSeq names its product mediator of RNA polymerase II transcription subunit 17. Gene Ontology annotation, molecular function: transcription coregulator activity. NCBI's taxonomy places the organism in Eukaryota, Viridiplantae, Streptophyta, Magnoliopsida, Brassicales, Cleomaceae. Bases 94 to 2031 code for a protein of 645 amino acids. The transcript has 8 exons. Gene Ontology annotation, cellular component: mediator complex; core mediator complex. Gene Ontology annotation, biological process: regulation of transcription by RNA polymerase II. The record is from RefSeq and is a predicted model, not a curated record.